GUUCGUGAGGCGCUGCAAGCGCACGCAAAAACGGGGAAGACAAACGCUACGCUGUUCGAUUUACCGCUUACCUUUCGAGUCAGCUGUUUCCGCCGCGCAAAAGAAUAACCGUAGAUCGCCAGCAAUCGACAAAAUACGAAAUUCAAUUUUUUUGCAAGUGAUUCGAAGCAACAGCACCAUCAGCAACAACAACAACACAAGAAUAUACGAAUAAGAAGCAUUAAAAGCAAGCAACAAAACAAAAAGAAAAUUCGAAAAAGUGAAGUGUAUAGAAAAAAUAAGGAGUUAAUUACACGAAGAGAAGCAAGAAAAAUAUACACAACAACUAAAUGCUACAAAUCGCAAAAUAACGGCAUUUCGCGCUUUGUUUUUGUUUUUACUGAAAUUGCCGCCGGCACACACGUGCUAUCUCGCUCGACUUGCCUGCCGCCCCCACUCCGCUCCGCAGCCGCUCCACUCGCUCUCUGUUGAUGCGCGCUUACCGUUAAGUGUGCAAGUGCGGAUCCCCGCGUUUUCUCUCUUCCUUCGCCUGUCACCUCACCUCUCGCCUCUCUCACACACUCCCUCCCACACACUCGGAACUCGUACCCCUACCACGCACACACACACAUUAUUCAGGCUCAGUCACACACACACACACAGAGACGCACACAGGACCCACAACAUACGCACCGUUAUUUUUGGAGACCUAACCCACUGACGCCCCCUCAAACAAGAAAGGAAGAAGCCGAAAAAAAGGUCACAAAGGCGCCCAAAACUUAACCCCCGUCCCCCCUUGCCAAAAAAAAAAACAAGCGAAAAAGAACUCCAUAUAUAAUAUCCCCCGGCAUCAAAAUAUUCGACAACAAAAUUCUCACCGAGGCCUCGAAAGCGCCCCUGAGGGCCGUCGCACUGGCGUCAUUUCUGGGCGACGGGUUCGCCGCCCUCGGUAGCCGCGCCCCCCCGCCCAAGGACCAUCUAAUGGCGUUCGGGGCGGUACUGCACACCAGCCAGCACAAUAUCGGUCGCAGUGAACCGCCCGUUGGUGUGGGCGAUCCCUGUGCCGGUUGCAAUAAACCCAUCCUGGACAAGUUCCUGCUAAAUGUCCUGGAACGCGCCUGGCAUGCCUCCUGCGUACGGUGCUGUGAAUGCCUACAACCGCUAACCGACAAAUGCUUUAGCCGCGAAUCGAAGCUCUACUGUCGCAGCGAUUUCUUUAGACGUUAUGGCACCAAGUGCAGUGGCUGUGGCCAGGGUAUUGCCCCAUCGGAUCUAGUGCGUAAGCCCAGGGAUAAGGUAUUCCAUUUAAAUUGCUUCACCUGCUGCAUAUGCCGCAAACAGCUGAGCACAGGUGAGCAGCUCUAUGUGCUGGACGACAAUAAGUUCAUCUGCAAUGCCGACUAUCUGUUGGGAAAGGCGCCAUCCUGCGGCCAAAAUUCGCUGAGUGAUUCAUUAAUGGGCUCGGCGAGCGAAGACGAUGAUGACGACGAUCCACCGCACUUGCGGGCCACAGCCCUUGGCCUGGGCGUAUUGGGGCCCAAUGGACCCGACUCAGCGGGCGGACCUCUGGGCACAUCGGAUAUAUCAGUACAAAGCAUGAGCACCGAUAGCAAAAAUACCCAUGACGAUUCUGAUCAGGGCUCCUUGGAUGGCGAUCCGGAUGGACGUGGCGAUUCCCAAGCGGAGAACAAAAGUCCCGACGAUGCCAAUGGUUCGAAACGACGCGGUCCCCGCACCACCAUCAAGGCCAAGCAGCUGGAGGUGCUCAAAACGGCCUUCAAUCAGACGCCGAAACCGACACGGCACAUCAGGGAGCAACUGGCCAAGGAGACCGGUCUGCCCAUGCGCGUUAUACAGGUGUGGUUCCAAAAUAAGCGAUCCAAGGAGCGACGCAUGAAACAAAUCACAAGCAUGGGUCGUCCGCCCUUCUUUGGUGGCGCCCGUAAAAUGCGUGGAUUUCCCAUGAAUCUCUCACCUGGCGGCCUGGACGAUGGACCCGGCUUUCCCUAUUUCGCUGCGGAUUCCAAGUUCGAGUUUAGCUACGGCGGUCCCUUUCACCCGCACGAUGGUCCCUACUUUCCAGGACAUCCCGGAGGACCAAUGCCGUUCAAUGCACCAGGCGGCCCCAUGGACCAUAGUGGCCCCAUACCGAUGGUUAACGAAUUCGGACUGACGCCCGAAUCGACGUUUUUGGGCCAAGCGGGCGCUCCGCCAAUGCAACUGCAGUCCGCCGUCGGUGUUGGCGUUGGCGUUGGAGUUGGACCGCCGCCGCCGCCGCCACCGCCGAGUGCCGAGCAUCUGAUGGCCGCUGCCGCAGCGGCGCAGCAACAGGCGGCGGCGCAGCAGCAGCAGAAUGCGCAACAAGCGGCGAAUCAAACGCAGCAGCAGCAACAGCAACAACAACAGCAGCAACAACAAAAUGGCCCCCGAACCAAUUCGCCGGAGUUCAUGAGCUCGGCGAAUUUCAGCGAACCGCAGAAUAUGCAAAAUGAAGGGCUCGUUUGGUAAUAUACGAAACAGUUGGCAGCAACGCGGCUGAGAGGGCUGCUGCGAGCAGAGAGCGAGGAGUAGAGAGCGAAGGAAGGAAAAAAAAACCCGCCCCCACAACGGUCGCUAGCACUAUGGCCGUCUCGCUCUGUUUGCAGACUUGGCCAACUGGCGGCAAGCUGAGAGCGAGACAGAGUCAUCAAAGCCUCGGCGAGAGAGGCUCCCCGAGAGAGAGACAGAGAGAGAGAGAGAGAGAGCGAUAGAGAGGGAGAGUCUCUUCGCUGGCACUGCUCUCUCAGCCGCUCAGCUGCUGCAGCGUUUUGUUUUUGUUAUUAUUAUUAU
Drosophila serrata is the source of this 2808-nucleotide messenger RNA. RefSeq names its product LIM homeobox 1 (gene Lim1). Gene Ontology annotation, molecular function: RNA polymerase II transcription regulatory region sequence-specific DNA binding; DNA-binding transcription factor activity, RNA polymerase II-specific; zinc ion binding. Gene Ontology annotation, cellular component: nucleus. Gene Ontology annotation, biological process: neuron differentiation; regulation of transcription by RNA polymerase II. Lineage: Eukaryota; Metazoa; Arthropoda; Insecta; Diptera; Drosophilidae. The record is from RefSeq and is a predicted model, not a curated record.